This is a messenger RNA of Amoebophrya sp. A25, 700 nucleotides long. The record is from the annotation of a GenBank genome assembly. Lineage: Eukaryota; Dinophyceae; Syndiniales; Amoebophryaceae.
AUAGUUUCUUCUUCGCCGGUUUCUAGUGGAAACGAACUGGCGCCAGCUUCUUUUACAACCGCCAGAACCACGCAGAAAAAAGCAGAACGUUUUACGGUCGUCUGCGUUCUCCGGGUCGACACUUCUUGGGAGAAAGGUGACUAAUAACGCAGCAGACCUCACGGGAGAAGCAGCGCUGGAAAGAGAAAAGUCAUACCGCUCCCAAGGACAUGAAGGACCAGAAGGAGAAUCGCAGACCAAACCUAACCCAAACAAGGCCGUGCCUCCGUGGGUCUCUCUCCCUUCUUCUUUACCUCCAGACAGCGGGUGGCUGCGGGGACUUCUUCUACCUCGUCUUCUUCCCUAGUAGUCGGAGAGUGUUUGCGUGGAAUUGUGCUACAUCAACUUCUUCUCCAGUAGUUGCAGUUGGCGAGCGACUACCUGCAGUUCUUCUAUGUCGUCCUCUUCUCCAGUUGGCGGGCUAUUGCGUGGCCUUCCUGUGCUUCGUCUUCCUCCUCAGGUUGAACGUGUUCUACGUCGCGCCAUCCUUCUUUGCGCGCGAUUUUACGGUCGGUUGCAAUUCUCCCUAUCGAGUUUCGGGAUGUCUUUGCAGCUGACCCUGAACGGUGUGGAAAAACAACACUCAGAAGCAAAGCCCGCCCCAGGCUUGGCUUCGAGACUUGGGAGAAUUGCGACCCAACCUAACGACGGCGUAUUCUAG